This is a messenger RNA of Coregonus sp. 'balchen', 17564 nucleotides long. The record is from the annotation of a GenBank genome assembly. NCBI's taxonomy places the organism in Eukaryota, Metazoa, Chordata, Actinopteri, Salmoniformes, Salmonidae.
CUCAACCAACAACAGAUCAUUUUUGCCACAACAGGCAGUGCAGAGCUAAACAAAGCCGCGGUGAGUUGUUUAUGGUGGGAAAGUUGAUAUGUAGCAACGAAUAAAAUGAAUAUAAACAAUUGAUUAAACGUUGUUUUUGUAACGUAGCUACUUUAUCUGUAUUGAAAAGGUGAAGUUUGCCGAAUAUUUUGUUUUUUCAGCAAGAUAGCUUGUUAGUUAAACAAACACAAUGUCUUCAUCGCUACGCUAACCAGCUACCGUUAGCUAGCAACAAAGCUAACAGUGAGUCCUAGUCAAUGGCUAAGGUUAGCUAAUUUAGCUAGCUAAGUUAGCGACAGUGAUUGGCAUCUAACACUAAUUUAGCUAGUGAAUGGCUUCUGUUUACAAGCAUAUAUUUAUUUUCUGGAUAGCCACUAUGGCUAGUAACUAGCUAAGUUAGCUGUGUUUCCAUCCGUAUCACAGUAUCCAGCGAUAGCCAACUAACUAGCCGCCGUAAAUUAAUUUUGUUGACCAACUAGCCAGGUAAUGUUAAUAAGCUGUCUAACGUUAGCUAGCUACAGUAACUCUGCUAGUACCUAUUGUUAUCUAGCUGUUGGUGUUCAUCUGACAGUGUGCAGAAAAUCGAAAGUCGGUCAGCUAGCUAACGUUAACUGUUAACUAGUUAGCUGGCCAAAUAAAUGAACAAGUUUAGCUUCCGUUAGUUAGUUAAUCCGGCUUCUUCUGGCCAACAGUCAGUUGUAGCUACCAUUUCAGUCUUUGAUUAAGUGUUUCAGCUGAACUAACAAACGUAAGCUAGUUAGCUAGCUAUGUUGCUAGCUAAGUGAUAGCCUUAUUAACGUGUAGUUGGAUAAACAAAUCGUUAAUUAUCAAGCUAGUAGGUCAACCUUUCACAUCUUGUCCCAUCUGUGUGCCACCUAGUUAGCUAACUGUCAUUGUCUCCCGCCUGUCUUUCAACACAGGGGAAAGAUGCACUACUAUCGUUAUGAAAAUGCAGAAGUCAGCUGCUGCUACAAGUACCUCAUGUUCAGCUACAACAUCAUCUUUUGGGUAAGUAGUAAUAGCAGUAGCCCUGUAAACCAUGAGUAAUGCAGACAUGCUGUGACACCCCGUUGUCUCAUUUGGUGCUAUGCUAUGAAUGUAGUUAUGAAGAUACUGUAUAGUUGGCCUGCGCUAUGAGUCAGCCUAGCAGACUAAACUCCACUCUGGUGAAGGAAGUUUAUGAUUAACUUUACCAACAGAGUGGAGCAGAGACCAGACUUUGUGGAAUCUAGCUCUCAGACUCGAUUUGCCCAAGGUCAAUACUUAACAAAAGUUAAAUCAUGAAUUGCAUACCUUGUACUUAUGUUUGUCCUCUGUAGUUGCGUGCCUUUCUUUCAUUUCAAUAAACAACUUUUUAGGCUAUAAAACAGGGGUCUCCAACCUUUUCUAGCAUGAAUGCUGCUUUUAAAAAAUGAAACAUGUUGUGAGCUACUAAUUUUUUUCUCUAGCUUUCAGAUAGGCACAUUCAUCUCUCCCCUGCAAUGUUUCCCGGUUCCUUAGUGUACAAGAGAAAGUAGUGCACUAUAUUUUGUCUGUGAAUAUACCUGGUACAAUAAUGUUAAUAAAGAACUCUGAGGGGGCCCUAUAUAAUCUGCAAUAUCCUCCCCACCCCAAAUUAUGUUUUACAUUUUCUUUGUUUUAUCUUUCCUGGUUUUAGAUUUGUUUUGUUUUUCACUCAAAAAAUUACAAUUCUUCAUAGAGAAACAACGAAAUUGGAUGUUCUGAGUCAAUGUGAAGACUAUCUUUUUUUUUGGGGGGGGGGAAGAAACCUACCUACUCAUUGCUAUUUUCAACAUUGUAGAAUAAUAGUGAAGACAUCAAAACUAUGAAAUAACACAUAUGGAAUCAUGUAGUAACCAAAAAAGUGUUAAACAAAUCAAAAUAUAUUUUAUAUUUGAGAUUCUUCAAAUAGCCACCCUUUGCCUUGAUGACAUCUUUGCACACUCUUGGCAUUCUCUCAACCAGCUUCAUGAGGUAGUCACCUAAAAUGCAUUUAAAUUAACAGGUGUGCCAAAGUUAAAAGUUAAUUAGUGGAAUUUCUUUCCUUAAUGAGUUUGAGUCAAUUAGUUGUGUUGUGACGAGGUCGGGGUGGUCCAAGUCCAUAUUAUGGCAAGAACAGCUCAAAUAAGCAAAGAGAAACGACAGUCCAUCAUUACUUUAAGACACGAAGGUCAGUUAAUCUUGAAAAUCUCAAGAACUUUCAAAGUUUCUUCAAGUGCAGUCGCAAAAACCAUCAAGCGCUAUGAUGAAACUGGCUCUCAGAAUUGUUUGGCCAGCUACUCAUAGGUGGGCUGCAGGCUAAUGGUAGCUCGCGAUCAACCUGUUGGAGACCCCUGCUAUAAAAUUAUUGUAUCUUUCUAUGAUUUCUCUCUCGUUAUUUCUCAGUAUCUCUGGAUAGAAAAUGAGGCCUGUCAAUAAAGUAAUGUGCAAAAUGUUAUUGGUCGACACACCAUCUGUAGAUUGUGUGAUUUGAUUGGACAAUGAGUAUUUGGAGACCUAGGCCUACGUCAUCGGAGAAUCAAUUGACACAUGCGCUAAGCUGCCAUCUUUGAGAAACAGAAAUGAGCAAAAGUCGGUUGUAUUUGAUUAACAUUUAUUGAGAAAGUAUGGAUUUCAGCAAACAAUGAAUGGUCUGCAACUACAGAGGACAAACAUUGGUACACGGUAGGUGUUUAAUGAUUUACAUUUUUUUGAAGUAUUGACCUUGGGGGAAUCGAUGUAGUCUGAGCUAGAUUCCACAAAGCCUGGUCUCUGCUCCACUCUGUUGGUGAAGUUCGUCAUAAGCGUCCUUCAACGUGGAGUUUAGUCUGCUAGAGUCAGCCAUGGCCAGUAAUCAGAUACUCUUAAAUCCAGGCAUACACUACACGAUUUGACCCUGAUUUAGCUGUCCCAGACACGUUUUUGAGAUCAGAGACAAAAUCCCCAUGUUGUUGCCUGCAAAAUCCUAGACGUCCCAAUAUUUUCAAACAUAUUUUAUCACCACAAAGUCGGCAAUGCUCUUGUAGUGAGAUGGGCAACAACAUGUUUUGAGAACGGUGAUCAGCAAUGAGAGCUUGCCAGAGAAGAAGCCAGUGAGAUGAUGACGUAUCGCUUCACCCAGAAUGAGUAGACUGUCGAGCAUGAGCGAUUACUACUAGUAUUCGUUUGUACUUGUCUUUAACCAAAGCCAGUGUCAAAUCGUUACAACUCUGAAGUUCACAAGCAAUGUUACUCAAUUCAAAAUGUAUAGGCUAGAUAAUUCAACUCUGUAUGGCAAGCGUGAAUUUCUGACUGAAUGCGUUUGAGGCUGCUUUGAGACACAACUCGUUCCAGCUACGUUAACAGUCUAAUCACAUCACUCAUUGUUUCUGGGAGACAGCGUGGUAUCGAGAAUCCUCACAACCAAGUGAAGAAUCUUGUAGUGUGUGACCCCCUGUCUGUGCCACAUCGUUUAGUGUGCACACCACUACGUUGGCAAGACAAAAAACUACAGGAAAGGCGUUUGUUUAAUGUGAGGGUCAGCAAUGUUAGGAUUUUGAAAGUCGUGUAGUGUACGCCCGGCAUAAGGGGGAGCAUAUAGCAGUCCCUCCAGGAUUCUGUGAUCGCAACAUAUUUAGCAAAAAAAACUCACUAUGAUAUUUGCUAGCUUCCUCUCUUGGUCUGUGUCAACAGGAAAUAUAGAAACGCUUCUGUUUUGGAUUUUGGUUAAGAGCGCUAAUUCAUCUCUUGAUAGGGCAGUUGUAGUCUGAGUGCAAGGAUACGCGAUAACCACUUAUGACACAUGUCUUCCUGUUUUUUUGCAAUUUCUUGAGAAUUUUGGUGCACCUUUGUAAUUACAGGCGUUGUCAGUGUUUUCGUUAUUAGCAGGCUCCCUCUUUUAUACAUCAUUAUUAUUUAAUAUUCUUUAGUGGCAGACGUUUCCCUAAUGCCUAUAUGAAAUAUAAAAGUAGACAACUGAACACACAAAGUAAAAAAUGUAAACACACCAGAAAAAUACUCUGCUUCCUUCCUCAGCUUGCUGGAGCAGCAUUCAUCGCCAUUGGGUUCUGGGCCUGGAGUGAGAAGGUGAGUGAGCAGCUUCUCCCAUUGUCCUGUAAAUGUUUCAACACCAUACAGACAGCUGAUCUCUGCCCAAUGACUGUGUUUGUAUAAUUGUGUUUGCGCCAGACCUUCAACCCACAGACUGGUUGGCAGUCUAAUACAGGAUUGUCCAGUCACUUAUCACUGCCAUCACAUCUUUUAAAAGAUUCACAUUCACAACCAUCAAAUUCACAUUUAAUUGUUACACACAGCUUGAAACUUUAGCUGAUAACACAUUUUAAUCGAAAUGUCUGUAAGCAUGUCUGUUCUAUAGGGUUGAACCGCUACAUUAGAGGUUAUUCAAAUGUGUAUUGGACCUAUUAAUGUUACAAGAUAACACGCCAGCUUUUAAUCACAGAUACCCCAUGUAAUUUAUUAAAUAAUUUAAUUAUUUAUCAUGUGGCAUUCAUUAUUCUCGUAAUGACUGUCAACUUGCAUGUUGAUGCUGUGCUUGAAAUGGUAUCAGCCUCUGUGUCAUCCAUGUCUGAAAGGCCAUACAGUAAUUUAAUUCACCAGUGGUACUGUGUUGCCAUGCACAAUAGCCUGGGUGUCUGUUAGCUCAACAGUUAUCUCAGCUGUUCUCACUCCUGUAGGGAGUACUGUUGGACCUGACACAGGUGACACGGCUGCAUGGCUUUGACCCCGUGUGGCUAGUGCUGUUGGUGGGAGCGAUCACCUUCAUCCUGGGCUUCGCAGGAUGUGUAGGGGCACUAAGGGAGAACAUAUGCCUCCUCAAGUUUGUGAGUACUGUACCACCACAACAAUACUCUUUCUAUUUCUCUUGCUCUUUCUCUGUCUCUCUUGGGUCUCUCGUAGCAUACUGAUAGCAUACAGGUACACAUUUUAGCUGCUCUUACAAGUGGGGCUGUGACGGUCAUGGAAUUUUGGAUGACAGUUAUUGGUCAGCCAAAUGACCGCGGUCACUGUAAAAACCAUUUGAGUAGAAAAAAGUAAUCGUUCUCCUGUCCUCUGCUCCUGACUGCAUGUGCUGCUGUAUACGUGAUGGUAUAGCGGGUGGACUGGUGGCCAUUGUGAGUUUACCCAUAGGAGCAAAGCAGGAAGUAUACCCAUCAAUAUGUGCUGUGAUUUUGUUGAUUCGACUCAAGUGACAUUACAAAAAAUAUAUUCCAUUGCAUGAGCCACAUCAGUUAACAUCAUACAUUCUACUUUACCAUGGAAAUUAUUGCAUGAAAAUACCAGGCAGCCAGUGCGAGUUUACCCAUGAAAUUGCCAGGGUUAGAGGUUCCAAGCAAGUUCUAUUCAUUCAAAAAUGUUUGUGCUGCUGCUGCAGGGGAGGGGGCAUUACCUACGCAAUGCCUUGCUUGUUUCAGCAAGAAGCUUGUGCAAAGGCCGGUUGGAUGUACUGCCAAAUGUUCUAAAAGACAUUGGAGGCAGCUUAUGGUAGAGAAAGGAACAUUCAAUUCUCUGGCAGCAGCUCUGGUGGACAUUCCUGCAGUCAGCAAGCCAAUUGCGCGCUACCUCAAAAUUUGAGACAUCUGUGGCAUUUUGUUAUGUCACAAAAAUGCAAAUUUGUGUGUAUUUUUAUUGUCACCAGCACAAGGUGCACCUGUGUAAUGAUCAUGCUGUUUAAUCAGCUUCUUGAUAUGCCACACCUGUCAUGUGGAUGGAAUAUCUUGGCAAAGUAGAAAUGCUCACUAACAGGGAUAAAAGCACAUUUGUGCCUUUUUUUUGUUGAGAAAUAAGCUUUUUGUGCAUAUGGAACAUUUCUGGGAUCUUUUAUUUCUGCUCCUGAAACAUGGGACCAACACUUUACUUUUUUGUUGUGUUUAUAUUUUUGUUCAGUACCAGUCAAAACUAUGAAAUAACACAUAUGGAAUCAUAUAGUAACCAAAAAAGUGUUACACAAAUCAAAAUAUAUUCUUCAAAUAGCCACCCUUUGCCUUGAUGACAGCUUUGCCCGCUCUUGGCAUUCUCUCAACCAGCUUCACCUGGAAUACUUUUCCAACAGUCUUGAAGGAGUUCCCACAUAUGCUGAGCACUUGUUGGCUGCUAUUCCAUCACUCUGCCCUCCGACUCAUCCCAAACCAUCUCAACUGUGUUGAGGUCAGGGGAUUGUGGAGGCCAGGUCAUCUGAUGCAGCACUCCAUCACUCUCCUUCUUGGUCAAAUAGCACUUACAGUGGGGGAAAAAAGUAUUUAGUCAGCCACCAAUUGUGCAAGUUCUCCCACUUAAAAAGAUGAGAGGCCUGUAAUUUUCAUCAUAGGUACACGUCAACUAUGACAGACAAAAUUAGGGAAAAAAUUCAGAAAAUCACAUUGUAGGAUUUUUAAUGAAUUUAUUUGCAAAUUAUGGUGGAAAAUAAGUAUUUAGUCAAUAACAAAAGUUUCUCAAUACUUUGUUAUAAACCCUUUGUUGGCAAUGACACAGGUCAAACGUUUUCUGUAAGUCUUCACAAGGUUGUCACACACUGUUGCUGGUAUUUUGGAACAGGUUGAGAGCUUCAAGUUCCUUGGUGUCCACAUCACCAACGAACUAUCAUGGUCCAAACACACCAAGACAGUCGUGAAGAGGGCACGACAAAGCCUAUUCCCCCUCAGGAGACUAAAAAGAUUUGCCAUGGGUCCUCAGAUCCUCAACAAAUUCUACAGCUGCACCAUCGAGAGCAUCCUGACUGGUUGCAUCACCGCCUGGUAUGGCAACUGCUUGGCCUCCGACCGCAAGGCACUACAGAGGGUAGUGCGUACGGCCCAGUACAUCACUGGGGCAAAGCUUCCUGCCAUCCAGGACCUCUAUACCAGGCGGUGUCAGAGGAAGGCCCUCAAAAUUGUCAAAGACUCCAGCCACCCUAGUCAUAGACUGUUCUCUCUGCUACCGCACGGCAAGCGGUACCGGAGUGCCAAGUCUAGGUCCAAAAGACUUCUCAACAGCUUCUACCCCCAAGCCAUAAGACUCCUGAACAGCUAAUCAUGGCUACCCAGACUAUUUGCACUGCCCCCCCACCCCAUCCUUUUUACGCUGCUGCUACUCUAAGUAUUUAUGCAUAGUCACUUUAACUCUACCCACACGUACAUAUUACCUCAACUACCUCAACUAGCCGGUGCCCCCGCACAUUGACUCUGCAACGGUACCCCCCUGUAUAUAUAGCCUCCCUACUGUCACUUUAUUUUACUUCUGCUCUUUUUUUUCUCAACACUUUUUUUUGUUGUUGUUUUAUUCUUACUUUUUUUGUUUAAAAUAAAUGCACUGUUGGUUAAGGGCUGUAAGUAAGCAUUUCACUGUAAUGUCUGCACCUGUUGUAUUCGGCGCAUGUGACCAAUAAAAUUUGAUUUGAUUUGAUUUGAUUUUGGCCCAUUCCUCCAUGCAGAUCUCCUCUAGAGCAGUGAUGUUUUGGGGCUGUUGCUGGGCAACACGGACUUUCAACUCCCUCCAAAGAUUUUCUAUGGGGUUGAGAUCUGGAGACUGGCUAGGCCACUCCAGGACCUUGAAAUGCUUCUUACGAAGCCACUCCUUCGUUGCCCGGGCAGUGUGUUUGGGAUCAUUGUCAUGCUGAAAGAUCCAGCCACGUUUCAUCUUCAAUGCCCUUGCUGAUGGAAGGAGGUUUUCACUCAAUCUCACGAUACAUGGCCCCAUUCAUUCUUUCCUUUACAUGGAUCAGUCGUCCUGGUCCCUUUGCAGAAAAACAUCCCCAAAGCAUGAUGUUUCCACCCCCAUGCUUCACAGUAGGUAUGGUGUUCUUUGGAUGCAACUCAGCAUUCUUUGUCCUCCAAACACGACGAGUUGAGUUUUUACCAAAAAGUUAUAUUUUGGUUUCAUCUGACCAUAUGACAUUCUCCCAAUCCUCUUCUGGAUCAUCCAAAUGCACUCUAGCAAACUUCAGACGGGCCUGGACAUGUACUGGCUUAAGCAGGGGGACACGUCUGGCACUGCAGGAUUUGAGUCCCUGGCGGCGUAGUGUGUUACUGAUGGUAGGCUUUGUUACUUUGGUCCCAGCUCUCUGCAGGUCAUUCACUAGGUCCCCCCGUGUGGUUCUGGGAUUUUUGCUCACUGUUCUUGUGAUCAUUUUGACCCCACGGGGUGAGAUCUUGCGUGGAGCCCCAGAUCGAGGGAGAUUAUCAGUGGUCUUGUAUGUCUUCCAUUUCCUAAUAAUUGCUCCCACAGUUGAUUUCUUCAAACCAAGCUGCUUACCAAUUGCAGAUUCAGUCUUCCCAGCCUGGUGCAGGUCUACAAUUUUGUUUCUGGUGUCCUUUGACAGCUCUUUGGUCUUGGCCAUAGUGAAGUUUGGAGUGUGACUGUUUGAGGUUGUGGACAGGUGUCUUUUAUACUGAUAACAAGUUCAAACAGGUGCCAUUAAUACAGGUAACGAGUGGAGGACAGAGGAGCCUCUUAAAGAAGAAGUUACAGGUCUGUGAGAGCUAGAAAUCUUGCUUGUUUGUAGAUGACCAAAUACUUAUUUUCCACCAUAAUUUGCAAAUAAAUUCAUUAAAAAUCCUACAAUGUGAUUUUCUGGAAUUUUCUUUCUCAAUUUGUCUGUCAUAGUUGACGUGUACCUACCUAGGCCUCUCAUCUUUUUUUAAGUGGGAGAACUUGCACAAUUGGUGGCUGACUACAUACUUUUUUCCCCCACUGUAUACAGCCUGGAGGUGUGUUGGGUCAUUGUCCUGUUGAAAAACAAAUUAUAGUCCCACUAAGCCCAAACCAAAUGGGAUGGCGUAUCGCUGCAGAAUGCUGUGGUAGCCAUGCUGGUUAAGUGUGCCUUGAAUUCUAAAUAAAUCACAGAAUGUCACCAGCAAAGCACCCCCACACCAUAACUCCAUGCUUUACGUUGGGAAUUACAGAUGCGGAGAUCAUCUGUUCACCCACACGCGUCUCACAAAGACACAGCGGUUGGAACCAAAUAUCUCUAAUUUGGACUCCAGACCAAAGGACAAAUUUCCACCGGUCUAAUGUCCAUUGCUUGUGUUUCUUGGCCCAAGCACGUCUUUUCUUCUUAUUGGUGUCCUUUAGUAGUGGUUUCUUUGCAGCAAUUCGACCAUGAAGGCCUGAUUCACACAGUUCCCUCUGAACAGUUGAUGUUGAGAUGUGUCUGUGACUUGAACUCUUUGAAGCAUUUAUUUGGUCUGCAAUUUCUGAGGCUGGUAACUGUAAUGAACUGUAAUGAACUUAUCCUCUGCAGCAGAGGUAACUCUGGGUCUUCCAUUCCUGUGGCGGUCCUCAUUGAGAGCCAGUUUCAACAUAGCGCUUGAUGGAUUUUGCUACUGCACUUGAAGAAACUUUCGAAGUUCUUGAAAUAUUCCGUAUUGACUGACCUUCAUGUCUUAAAGUAAUGAUGGACUGUCGUUUCUCUUUGCUUAUUAGAGCUGUUCUUGCCAUAAUAUGGACUUGGUCUUUUACCAAAUAGGCCAACUUCUGUAUACCUCCCAUACCUUGUCACAACACAACUGAUUGGCUCAAACGCGUUAAGAAGGAAAGAAAUUCCACAAAUUGACUUUUAAGAAGGCACACCUGUUAAUUGAAACACAUUCCAGGUGACUACCUCAUGAAGCUGGUUGAGAGAAUGCAAGAGUGUGCAAAGCUGUCAUCAAGGCAAAGGGUGGCUACUUUGAAGAAUCUCAAAUAUAUUUUGUUUAACACUUUUUUUGGUUACUAUUUUUUUUGGUUCCAUAUGUGUUAUUUCAUAGUUUUGAUGCCUUCACUAUUAAUGUAGAAAAUACUAAAAAUUAAAGAAAAACCCUUGAAUGAGUAGGUGUGUCCAAACUUUUGAUUGGGACUGUAUGUACAGUGGGGGGGAGAAAGUAUUUAGUCAGCCACCAAUUGUGCAAGGAAAAAAGUAUUUAGUCAGCCAUCAAUUUGUCCUCAUCAAUCUACACACACUAACCUAUAAUGACAAAGCGAAACUGUUUUUAGAAAUGUUUGCUAAUUUAUAAUAAUAAAAAUAAACAGAAAUACCUUAUUUACAUAAGUAUUCAGAUGCUUUGCUAUGAGACUCGAAAUUGAGCUCUGGUGCAUCCUGUUUCCAUUGAUCAUCCUUGAUGUUUCUACAACUUGAUUGGACACCACCUGUGGUAAAUUCAAUUGUUUGGACAUGAUUUGGAAAGGCACAGACCUGUCUAUAUAAGGUCUACAGUUUACAGUGCAUGACAGAGCAAAAACCAAGCCAUGAGGUCGAAGGAGUUGUCCGUAGAGCUCCAAGACAGGACUAUGUUGAGGCACAGAUCUGGGGAAGGGUACCAAAAUAAUUCUGCAGCAUUGAAGGUCCCCAAGGACACAGUGGCCUCCAUCAUUCUUAAAUGGAAGAAGUUUGGAACCACCAAGACUCUUCCUAGAGCUGGCUGCCCGGCCAAAGUGAGCAAUCAGGGGAGAAGGGCCUUGGUCAGGGAGGUGACCAAGAACCUCAUGGUCACUCUGACAGAGCUCCAGAUUUCCUCUGUGGAGAUGGUUGUCCUUCUGGAAGGAUCUCCCAUCUCUGCAUGGUAGAUUGGCCAGACGGAACCUAUUGUUAGUAAAAGGCACAUGACAGCCAGCUUGGAGUUUACCAAAAGGCACCUAAAGGACUCUCAGACCAUGAGAAACAAGAUUCUCUUGUCUGAUGAAACCAAGAUUGAACUCUUUGGCCUGAAUGCAAAGUGUCACAUCUGGAGGAAACCUGGCACCAUCCCUACUGUGUAGCAUGGUGGAGACAGCUUCAUGCUGUGGGGAUGUUUAUAAGCUGCAGGGACUGGGAGACCAGUCAGGAUUGAGGGAAAGAUGAAUGGAGCAAAGUUCAUAGAGAUCCUUGAUGAAAACCUGCUCCAGAGCGCUCAGGACUUCAGACUGGGGCAAAGGUUCACCUUCCAACAGGAGAACGACCCUAAGCACACAGCAUGACAAUUCAAGAGUGGCUUCGGGACAAGUCUCAAUGUCCUUGAAUGGCCCAGCCAGAGCCCUGACUUGAACCCGAUCGAACAUCUCUGGAGAGACCUGAAUAUAGCUGUGCAGCGACUCUCCCCAUCCAACCUGACAGAGCUUGAGAGGAUCUGCAGAGAAGAAUGCGAGAAACUCACCAAAUACAGGUAUGCCAAGCUUGUAGCUUCAUACCCAAGAAGACUCGAUGCUGUAAUUGCUGGCAAAGGUGCUUCAGCAAAGUGGUGAGUAAAGGGUCUGAAUACUUAUGCAAAUGUGAUAUUUCUGUUUUAUUUUUAAUACAUUUGCAAAAACCCGUUUUUGAAUUGUCAUUAUGGAGUAUUGUGUGUAGAUUGAGGGGGGGGGGGGGGGGGGGGAACUAUUUAAUCCAUUAUAGAAUAAGGCUGUAACGUUGUAGAAAGUUUUGAUGUCUUCACUAUUAUUCUACAACGUAGAAAAUAGUAAAAAUAAAGAAAAACCCUGGAAUGAGUAGCUGUGUCCAAACUUUUGUUUGGUACUGUAUAUAGAUAGAUAGACGGAGAGAGAUUUACAUUAUUUUAUUUUCAUGUCAGUCUACAUCUAUAACAGUCUGUUACAGUUAUACGUUAAUUGUGCCAGCCCUACUUACAAGCCCUUUCUGUUGGCCCAGCUUGUGCUCCACUAGUCAGACAUGCUCCUAUGACUCCUCAGGCUAUACGAUGACUGACUAUAUAACAAGGUGUGUCCAUCUUAAUGAGUGUAAAUCCAUCAAUGAGGGAUUCCUUCAUUCACCACAUCCUUCAUUGAUUAGGGCAUGCAAUUGUUUUAUCUUUAUGGUGGGUUUUUUCUACCCAUGCAAAGCACUACCAAACCAUAUUAGCAAGAACACUACUGUCCUGUAUUUGAGUCUGUUGUCUCUGACUCUGAUGCUUCUCUAUCAGUCUCCCACCACGUGUAGUUAACUUGUUUUUCUCUUCCAGUUCUCGGGUGUGAUCGGGUUAAUCUUCUUCCUGGAAUUGACUGCGGCCGUGCUGGCGUUCGUUUUCCAGGACUACGUCAGAGAGUGGAUCAACGACUUCUUCCUGGCCAAUGUCAAGGCCUACAGAGAGGACAUCGACCUGCAGAACCUCAUCGACUCCCUGCAAAAGCUGGUGAGAGAGCUAUGCAGCGUGUGGCUGUGGGGGGUGGGUAAUGGGAUAUAGAGGCAGGGAGAAUGUGAGACACAAGGUGACCUAAUAACCUGCUGUCCCUCACAUCGGUUCUGUCACAUUGUUUCCUUCCUUUCCUCCUAACCCCUCCCCGAGAUUGUUCAUACAUCCCAGUGUUAGUGUGUGAUUGUGUGCUUGCUUUCACAAGCCUUGCUACAAUGGCCGGUUGUUCUCUGGGGACCUGAUGAUACUUGAACUGCUGUCCUUUAAGUGGAUAUGUGCUGUGUGCUCAGUCCUACACUGUCAGAUGUAUGGUAUGGAAACACACCUCAGGAGUUGGAGUGUGUUCGGUUCGUUAGAACCAUCUGACUCAAACUCCCCUCUAUUGUCUGUCCUAGAACCACUGCUGCGGAGCCAAGGAGCCUGACGACUGGAACCUGAACGUCUACUUCAACUGCACCAACAACAACCCCAGCAGAGAGAGGUGUGGAGUGCCCUUCUCCUGCUGCCUCAGUGACCCUACGGUGAGUAAUCUGCCUGCCCGUAUCUCCAUGUCUCUCUUGUGGGUUUCCCGAGUGGCGCAGUGGUCUAAGGCACUGCAUUGCAGUGCUAGCUGUGCCACUAGAUCCUGGUUCGAAUCCAGGCUCUGUCGUAGCCGGCCGUGACCGGGAGACCCAUAGGGCGGCGCACAAUUGGCCCAGCGUCGUCCAGGGUUGGGGAGGGAAUGGCCGGCAGGGAUGUAGCUCAGUUGGUAGAGCAUGGCGUUUUGGGUUCGAUUCCCACGGGGGGCCAGUAUGCAAAAUAAAAAAAAUAAUGUAUGCACUCAGUCGCUCUGGAUAAGAGUGUCUGCUAAAUGACUAAAAUGUAAUGUAAAAAAUGGUGUCAUUGCUCCUUCCGUAUCCGUCUCCUCUGAAUAAGUGACUCUGUACUAGUUGUUAUAACUGCCACUGUCAUACUCAUUUUUAGGUAUGCCUCGUUAGUCCUUGACACUGACAGGACUAAAUCGACCUGUUCCUUUCUCUCUCUCCUCAGGACUCAGUUUUAAACACCCAGUGUGGCUAUGAUGUCCGUAAACAUCUAAAGGUAUGACCCUAUCCAGUGCACACAUACACUGCCGUUCAAAAGUUUGGGGUCAUUUAGAAAUGUCCUUGUUUUCGAAAGAAAAGCAAAAAAAAUGGUCCAUUAAAAUAACAUACAAUUGAUCAGAAAUACAGUGUAGACAUUGUUAAUGUUGUAAAUGGCUAUUGUAGCUGGAAACGGCUGAUGUUUUUAUGGAAUAUCUUCAUAGGCGUACAGAGCCCAUUAUCAGCAACUAUCAGUCCUGUGUUCCAAUGGAACGUUGUGUUUGCUAAUCCAAGUUGUUCACUUUAAAAGGCUAAUUGAUCAUUAGAAAAUCCUUUUGCAAUUAUGUAAGCACAGCUGAAAACUGUUGUGCUGAUUAAAGAAGCAAUAAAACUGGCCUUCUUGAGACUAGUUGAGUAUUUGGAGCUCAAAAUGUCCAGAAACAAAUAACUUUAUUCCGAAGGCUAUUCUAUGUGAGAAAUUGCCAAGAAACUGAAGAUCUCGUACAACGCUGUGUACUACUCCCUUCACAGAACAGCGCUAACUGGCUCUAACCAGAAUAGAAAGAGGAGUGGGAGGCCCCGGUGCACAACUGAGCAAGAGCUGAGCUAUUUAGCAGACACUUUUAUCCAAAGUGACUUAUGUAUAUCCGCACACAGAAUCUGGAGAAAUUGCUAUUUCUCUUUACGAUAGCCUACUGCAUGUCUUAACUGUAUGUUUAUAUGGCCUAUAUAUGCAUCCAUGUCUAUUGUUUGCAACAAUCCACCUCUGUACUAGCUGUAGUAAGACUAUUGCUGUGAAAGUUAAACAUUUUAUUGAGAAAGUAAUAGAUUUCAGUGCAGAAAGUAAACUUCCAUUUCUUCUUACGGGUACAUAAUACAGGCUUUCGUGUAAUGUCAUUUAAACUGUAUCGACAGCGCCUUUCCUUCCCCAUUACCCAAAUGGGAGAAACACAAAUGUGGUGUUAUCACUGCUGAAUAAAAGGCAGGCUCCCUCCUGCCCCUGUUAAUCUCUUGUCACUACGAAGAACGGCAGGCUGAAAAUAAAUGAUCCUUUUUCUAUAUUUUUGGCCUAGUGUUCCAGUGGUCGCUCUUAAAGCUGGGGCUUAAAUUUGUUUUUCUGCAAAUCCACCCUGUUUUACAUCGGUUCUGGUCCCCUGGCUCAGAAUGAACUAUUCAUCUUCAUUGUUAUUCAAAGUUAUAAGGCAAACUGAUUUGUCUUUUUUGUUUGUCAGGAAAAACAAUGUCUUAGACACAGCAGAUGCUUCUAGAUAAAUGGGAGUUUUUAUUUUGAAAUGGAAGAGCUGAGUUUCACUAUUCAUCAUAUAUGACUCAUCAAUUCUUUAUAUAUUUUUUUAUGUUCUUGUUUGUCCUAUACCAGAUAUGUGCAGUGAAAUGUUGUUUUACAGGGUCAGCCAUAGUAGUUCGGCACCCCUGGAGAAAAUCAGGACAGAGUGCCUUGCUCAAGGGCACAUCGAGAGAUUUUUCACCUUGUUGGCUCGGGUAUUCGAACCAGCGACCUCUCGGUUACUGGCCCAACGCUUUAACCACUAGGCUACCUGCUGCCUAUCUAUUUGCUAAUUUUGACCUUUCCUCUGCCUCUUGUGGUGGUCAAUAUUAAUUUCACUAAGAUAUUGUCAUAGGCUGUCAUGUAUAACGGCUACACAAUAGCAGAAGGCAUCCUUUUGACUUUUUUAUAUUCUAAUUCGGAACUCUUUUUGUCAAACACUUGGUGUCAAAUCAAAUCUUCUUAGUAUUUGAAAAAAAACAAUCAGUUGGAUCUAAACCUUCAAGAUGCAUUUAGUGCACCAAGACUUGUACUUAGUGUAAGGUGAUUUGAGUAAGCCGAUAUAUAUAUAUAUAUAUAUAUUCAAAGGUACGGGAGAGCAUUCCAUAUAGCUCUCAUUUCCUGUUGCAGGGGGACUGGAUCAACUAUAUUUACGUCAAGGGCUGCAUCCCAGCCUUAGAGGAAUGGCUUCCACGGAAUCUCUACAUAGUAGCUGGAGUAUUCAUCAUUAUAUCUCUGCUUCAGGUAAAUAUAUCUAUAUUGAAAUUAGACUACAUGUUUAUAUGCUUAUGGGAUUCAUAUCUAUUGUUAGCUAAUGCUGUAAAUUCUUCCCCCUUUUCAGAUGAUGGGCAUCUUCUUGGCUCGGACACUUAUUGUCGAUAUUGAGAAGGUCAAGUUUAACUACUAGUGAGGGGUGUGGUGGAAUGCAUAGGCCUACAGGGUACAGUACUGAGAGAGAAACUAUCCACCAGCCAUUCCACCCUCUCUCUGAUCUCCCUCUCUGAGACCUGGCAAGGGAUGAGAGAAGAGGACAAAUACUUCUUCCAUACCUAUGGCUUGUUAUCUUUGGACUGUUCUGUCAGUCUCUGCACAGUGGAUAUGAAGCUGCCUUAUUCAACUAGACUCUUAUGUGCCUUCUCUCACAGGAUUGCAGUCAGACUUCAAGGAACCUCUUUAAAAAAUACCCCUGAGUUUCCCUUUAAAUAUGUUUUUGUAUUAGAUACAUUCUUGUAUUGUUUGCCUCAGACACACUGAACAUCUUCCUCUCUUUCCCGGGAACAGUGUCUUAACCAAUAUACCCAGGUAGAAUCCUGGGUGAAUACAUCAUACCUCAACAAUGAUCCAAAAACAACAUUGAAGUCGUCAAAAGUGUUCAAACGGUGUGCUCUCUGGCCUGCAGCAUUCCAUGACUAGAAUGGUAGGAUUUCAGACUGGGCGAACAGUAAGAGUUGUCUACCACAUCAGUGAAGCUGUAAUUGCUCCGAUAUGAGACUUUGCCCUAGAGCUCUUUCUGAACCAACAGGAUCUCAGCAUCUCAUUGUGUGACGGCUAAUCUCGUCCACCAGCUGGCGCGCUCUCCAUCUAGCGUUACCCUUAGAACCUCCCCCUACAUUGUGGACAUCAAAGCUCGAGCAGCACGUGAUUUAAACAAGGAAGAGAGUUCAGAAAAUCUGAAAGUACACGUCUUUAGAAAUAGUUUUCACAUAUCAACUUUAUAUCCCGAACUCCGAAUCAAUUGAGCUUCUCAAAAAUAUGGUCAAUGUGAUAGAGCCUUUAUAUUGAUUGGUGAUUUUUGCCAUAUUUCAGUUUAAUCUAACACAGCUGUAGCAGGCUCGCCCUCUCACACCUCGAUUUUAACCACACCCCUUUCGAAUCCUGCUUUAUUGCACAGUGUUACCAGGCUCUAUGUGACAGCAAUUUUAGCCUGGGGAUGAGGUUAUGUGACAGGCUUUCAACUGGAACCCCCAUUGUCCCUUACCUCUCAGCUAAACAUUGGGAAAAUUCUGUUAGCUCUUAACCAUUUUGAAUUAGUCUGCAGCCUUUCAAACCCACAUGUGCACUGCUGAACCUCUGACCUGUUGUCAAUCAAGCCGUCUCUUUUCUGAGUCAUUUGUCUCACAUAACUUGUCAUACAUACUUGUCAGUCUACAACGUGCAUCAAAUGCUUCUGAGCAGAAUAAGUUAAGUAUUGAUCAUUUAGAUACAUACAAUUUUCCUUAAGGGAAAGAUAAUUGUGGAUUCAAUGUGUAUGUAGAUAGUUGACAUGUUUUAUUUUGAUCAGUGUUCGAUGACCCCUAAGUGAAGUAUUAGUUAGCCCUCAGAGUAGCAGAGUUUUAUUAUUUUGCUGUUGUGAUGAUGGGGCUUCCCGAUGGCACUUUAUGGAGAAAAUAUACAAUUACAAAUGUACUCUCCUCUCAUUCCAGAUUAUAUACCUCAACAAGGCACCCAGCAAUCUUCCAAGUGAACCCUGGCCUAACAUUAUUCAAAGCGUUCCGAAUGCGUAUUUGGCAGAGGUGUUUGCCUCAAGCCAGUUAACUGCCAGUCCCUCCACACAUUGAGCUUGCUUUACCGCCAUCCUGUCCAAAGAUACUCUGCUGUCCUCGUACUAGAAAGGGGAGCUUUACAGAGCCAUCUAUGGCAGGGUUGUGGAAUGUUGAGUCAGGAUAUCUUUGAUGGGGUUUUACAGCUGAUGAAUGCUGGAGUUGAGCUAUAUAUCAUAUGUUACAAGAUCAAAGAGGCAAAUGAAACCAAUGGAGUAGAAGGUCAUUCAGGCCUUCAACUCCUGAUCUGGUGGUGAAUGUAUGUCAUGUAGUUUGACAAUUCUUUGUGUGUAGUGUGUGUUACUGAUUGUUUCCAUGUAAUCAUAUGUGUUUUUAACAAAAAGGGACCUUUUUCAUAUGUAGAUGUUAUCUGUUUUACUUAAUGACAUUUUGUAAAUGUGAAUUUUCUUGAUAGGUUUUUAUAAGCAAUAAAGUAUGUUUGUCCAUUUUGUUAAACAGAGACAGUGUAGCAACUUUGAUGGGGGUGGGUGCCACAAAGAAUCUGAGCUCAUCACGAGGGGCUGCAGUGGCUUGCGGGCCUGCAUACCCACAUCCAUUCACACACAUGCAGUCAGAGCUGGCCCUGAAGAGAAAUGUUUGCAGUUUUUAA